UUUUAUUUUUUAAAGGGAAUUAUCAUUGCGCAACAAAAUUUGGAUAUUCAAGGACCAUUCUGGAUUUGCGUUACGCUUGUGUUCUCUACUGCAAUCUGUGGAAAUCUUGCAAAGUAUAUAGAAGCGGUCGGUGAUACUAGAAAUUAUUAUGGUAGCGAUUUCAGAUUAGUGUCUGCUGCGUCAACGAUGAUUGCAUCUUAUGUUUUACUUGUUCCUUUUAUUCUCUACGCAUUUCUGUGGCAGCGAAAGGUAGAUAUUGGAUAUUCAUAUCUUGAGUUACUUUGCGCUUAUGGAUAUAGUCUUUCGAUUUUUGUGCCUGUUUCAAUUCUUUGGGUAAUAAAUUCUGAUUGGUUCCGAUGGUUGUUAAUAAUAAUUUCAGUCGCACUUAGUGGAACUGUACUUGUUAAUAGCAUUUGGCAAGUGGUGAAGACUGAUCGAAAUAGAAUGGUUAAUAAUUUUGCAUAUUUUUUUGAAUAA
Dracunculus medinensis (Guinea worm) is the source of this 477-nucleotide messenger RNA. Lineage: Eukaryota; Metazoa; Nematoda; Chromadorea; Rhabditida; Dracunculidae. The record is from the annotation of a GenBank genome assembly.